Molecule: messenger RNA, 927 nt
Organism: Penicillium waksmanii
Lineage: Eukaryota; Fungi; Ascomycota; Eurotiomycetes; Eurotiales; Aspergillaceae
Exons: 3
Coding region: 1-927 (308 amino acids)
Molecular function (GO): iron ion binding; heme binding; oxidoreductase activity, acting on paired donors, with incorporation or reduction of molecular oxygen, reduced flavin or flavoprotein as one donor, and incorporation of one atom of oxygen
Source: RefSeq, a predicted model, not a curated record
AUGGCCCAACUUAUCGUCUCUCAGAAUGAUUCUGCCUUUGGCUCAUACCACGGUUGUGAGCUACCACCCGAGCUCCCUAAGAAAUGGCCACUUGGUCUUGAUCGUAUCAAGGAUCUCUGGGAAACGAAUGCGGAAGGUCGCCUUCUCGUAUAUCUUUGCAAGGUUGCCGAAGAUUAUAAGCCAGGAAACAAUCUUACCCAAUUCUAUGGGGUCGGAUGGAUAGACUAUAGGUUCGGCGCCAGACCUAAAAUCUUUGUACCCUUGCUGGGAAAUGGGAUCUUUACUCAAGAAGGACUUGCCUGGAAACAUUCAAGAGAACUUCUGCGAAAGCAAUUUAUUCGCGUUCAGUAUCAGAACUUGGACGACUUUCGCGAGUAUGUUGAUAACCUGAUAAGCCGCCUACCCUCAAACGGCAUUGUUGAUCUCCAGCCAUUAUUUUUUGACAUGACAUUAGAUACUGCAACAGCUCUUCUGUUCGGUAGAUCGGUCUAUAGUCUGAGGGCGGGUAUCGAUCAGCACGAGGAGAACAGACUCUUCGCAGAAAGCUUCGAUAUCGCGCAAGAGGGUCUCGCCAAACGCUUUCGUAUAGCACCCUGGUACUUCCUCUACAAUCCUCUAUCAUUCCGGAAAGCAUGUGCUAAUGUGCAUCGAUUUGUAGAGAGUUAUAUCACGGAAUCGAACUUAGAAAAGGUUGAGGACCAUGAAAUGAAAAAAUACGGGUUCAUAAAACAGAUCGCUGAAGAGUCUACAAGCUUGGAAGAGCUCCGCGACCAACUUUUAAACGUUCUGCUUGCUGGCCGAGAUACAACUGUAUGCUGUUUGUCCUGGACGUUUCGACUUCUUGUUCGCCAUAUUUACGUAAUAAAACGUUUGCGGCAAGAAAUCACAUCUAUUAUGGGUGGUAGCUCUAUGCCAAGUAGGGACUAA